GAUCUUAUGACAUCUGCCCGCUUUCAUCGUUGUCUUGCCCAAAUCGCUGCUCUCCCAGCGAGCCCGCAGCUUCGCCAUGGCGGACUACGUCCCACUCGGCGGAGGGAGCGAGGAAGGGGAGGCACCAUCAGAGGAGAAGAGCAAGGGGUCCAGAAGCCCUCGGCUCGCUUCUCUCGAUGCCUUCCGAGGCCUUUCCAUCGCUCUCAUGAUAUUUGUUGAUUAUGCUGGUUCUAUAUUUCCGUUUAUUGCCCAUUCCCCUUGGAAUGGUGUGCGCCUAGCAGACUUCGUGAUGCCAUUUUUUCUUUUCAUUGCUGGAGUUUCUCUCGCACUUGUCUACAAGAAAAUAUCUGAUAAACUCCAAGCAACACAUAAAGCGAUGCUAAGGGCAGUAAAACUCUUCAUGCUUGGUAUUCUUCUUCAAGGUGGUUAUUUUCAUGGUAUAAAUUCCUUGACCUAUGGUGUUGAUAUUGAAAAAAUUCGAUGGCUUGGUAUUCUACAGAGGAUAGCUAUUGGAUACAUUAUUGCUGCUUUAUGUGAAAUAUGGCUUUCAAGCGUCACAGUGAAGGAUGCGGGAAGUGGAUUCUUCAAGAACUAUUAUCUUCACUGGGUUAUUGUGUUUUUGCUCUCUGGCAUAUACUUGGGGCUGUUAUACGGCUUAUACGUUCCAGAUUGGCACUUUACGGUUCCACAGAUGUCUUCAAAUUCUUCCCAGAAUAGCAGCUAUGUUAUCAAAACGGUGAGGUGUGAAGUAAGAGGUGAUCUUGGACCAGCAUGUAACUCAGCUGGAAUGAUUGAUCGCUAUGUCCUUGGCAUUGAUCACCUAUACAAGAAACCUGUGUAUAGAAACUUAAAGGAAUGUAGGACUGCUGAGGAUGGUCAAGUAUUGAAUACCUCACCUUCAUGGUGCCAGGCUCCAUUUGAUCCAGAAGGCAUUUUGGGAUCCUUGAUGGCUGCUGUGACUUGCAUAAUGGGACUUCAUUUUGGUCACAUUCUUCUUCACUUUGAGGAGCAUAAAGAUCGGCUUGCACACUGGCUAAUAUAUUCACUUUCAACUUUUGCCCUUGGGUUAUUUCUGGCCUUUAUAGGUAUUCCCCUCAACAAAUCACUGAACACAAUCAGUUAUACGUUGCUAACAACAGCCUCUGCAGGAUUAACUUUUUGUGCUCUAUAUUUGUUGGUGGAUGUUUAUGGGUACAGCUGUCCGACUUUUGUGUUUCAGUGGAUGGGAAGGCAUUCUCUAAGCAUCUUUGUUCUUCUAGCAUGUAACUUAGCUAUUAUUGCAUUGCAAGGAUUCUACUGGAGGAACCCCAAAAAUAACAUUGUCCAUUUGGUUGUAUCCCUCGUUAUACACAAAUAAAUUGCAUGGAAGGUCCUUUUUUCUUUUGGUGAAAUGUUAAUGUGUCGCUCUACCAGGUCAUGUCUUUUUCAGAGCUAUGGAAUUUCUUGGUACUUGUAUAUUGUUUUGAGACUUGUCUUUUCGCAAUAUCUAGUAACAAAUGCCAACUGUUGUAACUCUGAAUACUUUAGUGUUCAAUAGCAGUCUAUUAACACCAUUAUAUUUUCGGCA
This is a messenger RNA of Phoenix dactylifera (date palm), 1567 nucleotides long. RefSeq lists its product as uncharacterized. NCBI's taxonomy places the organism in Eukaryota, Viridiplantae, Streptophyta, Magnoliopsida, Arecales, Arecaceae. The record is from RefSeq and is a predicted model, not a curated record.